AUGCCUCGGGAGCUCAUAACUUUGCAAACUGGUCAAUGCGGAAACCAGAUUGGCUCACAAUUUUGGGAACAUUUAUGCCGUGAGCAUGGGAUAUCAAAAGACGGGACACUAGAGGAGUUUGCGACAGAGGGCCAAGGCGGUGAUCGCAAGGAUGUAUUUUUCUACCAAGCUGAUGAUGAGCACUAUAUACCACGCGCCAUUCUUGUCGACUUAGAGCCGAGGGUUAUUAACAAUAUCAUGACAGGACCAUAUAAGAGCUUGUACAAUCCCGAGAAUCUGUACCGCAAUGUGAGUGGCGGGGGCGCAGGGAACAACUGGGCGCAAGGAUAUGCGGCAGGCGAGAAGGCUGCUGAUGAACUUAUUGAGAUGGUUGACCGCGAGGCUGAUGGAAGCGAAAGUUUGGAGGGCUUUUUUCUUCUACAUUCGAUUGCAGGUGGCACAGGGUCGGGGCUAGGCUCUUUUUUGCUUGAGCGGCUGAAUGAUGCGUUUCCCAAAAAGCUUAUCCAGACAUACAGUGUAUUUCCGAAUUCGGAAGAAACGUCCGAUGUGGUUGUACAGCCUUACAACUCCGUCUUGACUCUGAAGCGACUGGUAAACAAUGCGGACAGUGUAGUAGUGCUGGACAAUGCUGCAUUGAGCCGUAUUGCAAGUGAUCGACUGCAUUUGCAGAACCCAAGCUACCAUCAAACAAACCAACUAGUCAGCACGGUCAUGAGCACGUCGACUACGACGCUUAGGUACCCGGGAUACAUGAACAAUGACCUUUGUGGCAUUCUAGCAUCGCUCAUCCCAUCUCCGCGAGCGCACUUCCUCAUGACAUCUUAUACGCCCUUCACUUCCGACAAUGUCGACCGGGGCAAGGCGACGAUGAAGACAACUGUGCUUGAUGUAAUGCGACGAUUGCUUCAGCCUAAGAACCGCAUGGUAAGCAUGACGGGUGCAAGCAAAACAAGCUGCUAUAUGUCUGUACUGAACAUCAUCCAAGGCGAUGUGGACCCACGUGAUGUCCAAAAAAGCCUGUUGCGCAUCCGGGAACGACACUUGGCGAGCUUUGUGCCAUGGGGACCUGCAAGUAUCCAAGUUGCACUAUCGCGACGCAGUCCUUAUGUGGCGAGUUCUCACCGCGUAAGUGGUCUCAUGCUUGCGAAUCACACGGGUAUUGCUAGUAUGUUCAAGCGCACGGCGGAUCAAUACGAUCGGCUGCGCAAACGCAAUGCUUUCCUCGACAUGUACAAGCGAGAGGCGAUGUUUUCUAGCGACUUGUCAGAGUUUGAUGAGGCGCGAGAAACGGUCACGGAACUUAUGGCGGAGUAUCGCGCGGCUGAGAAGGACGAUUAUAUUACUGGCGGGGGCGUUGUGGGUACCUAG
This is a messenger RNA of Malassezia globosa CBS 7966, 1368 nucleotides long. RefSeq lists its product as uncharacterized. Bases 1 to 1368 code for a protein of 455 amino acids. The record is from RefSeq and is a predicted model, not a curated record. Gene Ontology annotation, biological process: cytoplasmic microtubule organization; meiotic spindle organization; mitotic spindle organization. Gene Ontology annotation, cellular component: nucleus; cytoplasm; microtubule. NCBI's taxonomy places the organism in Eukaryota, Fungi, Basidiomycota, Malasseziomycetes, Malasseziales, Malasseziaceae. The transcript is spliced from 3 exons. Gene Ontology annotation, molecular function: structural constituent of cytoskeleton; GTP binding.